Molecule: messenger RNA, 1509 nt
Organism: Hyphopichia burtonii NRRL Y-1933
Lineage: Eukaryota; Fungi; Ascomycota; Pichiomycetes; Serinales; Debaryomycetaceae
Gene: NDH51
Product: Ndh51p
Exons: 1
Coding region: 1-1509 (502 amino acids)
Molecular function (GO): NADH dehydrogenase (ubiquinone) activity; FMN binding; 4 iron, 4 sulfur cluster binding
Source: RefSeq, a predicted model, not a curated record
AUGAUGCUUCGUAACAUUAGAGUGACUUCGGGUCAUUUACAAAGACAGUUGCGUACUAGUCUAAACAAAAGCUAUCCGGUUGUUCGUUCAUUGGCAACUAGUGCUGAUCCAGCUGCUAAUCCAAAUAGAGUUCAUGGUGGAUUGAAAGAUCAAGAUCGUAUAUUUCAAAACGUUUACGGACAUUAUGGACAUGAUUUAAAGUCAUCCAUGAAGAUGGGAGAUUGGUAUAAAACCAAAGAAAUCAUUUUGAAAGGCGAUAAAUGGAUUAUUGAUGAAAUGAAAAAAUCCGGUUUAAGAGGUAGAGGUGGGGCUGGUUUCCCUUCAGGUCUCAAAUGGUCUUUUAUGAAUCCUCCUGGAUGGGAAAAGAACGUUGGUCCAAGAUAUUUGGUUGUUAAUGCUGAUGAAGGUGAACCCGGUACUUGUAAAGAUCGUGAAAUCAUUAGAAAAGAUCCUCAUAAAUUAGUUGAAGGUUGUUUAUUAGCUGGUCGUGGUAUGAAUGCUAGUGCUGCUUACAUUUAUAUUAGAGGGGAAUUUUAUAAUGAAGCUAAUAUUUUACAAGAAGCUAUUAAUGAAGCUUACGCUGCUGGUUUCUUAGGUAAAGAUGCUUGUGGUUCUGGUUAUCCGUUUGAUGUUUAUCUUCAUCGUGGUAUGGGUGCCUAUAUCUGUGGGGAAGAAACUGCUUUAAUUGAAUCUAUCGAAGGUAAAGCUGGUAAACCAAGAUUGAAGCCUCCUUUCCCUGCUGGUGUUGGUUUAUUCGGUAGACCAACUACCGUUGCCAAUGUUGAAACUGUUUCAGUGGCUCCAACCAUCUUAAGAAGAGGUGGUGAUUGGUUUGCUUCUUUUGGUCGUGAAAGAAAUGCUGGGGUUAAAUUAUUCUGUAUUUCUGGUCAUGUUAACGAACCUUGUACCGUUGAAGAAGAAAUGUCUAUCCCAUUAAAAGAAUUAUUAGAAAAACAUUGUGGUGGUGUUAAAGGUGGCUGGGAUAACUUAUUAGGGGUUAUUCCAGGUGGUUGUUCUGUUCCUGUCAUGCCAAAAGAAGUUUGUGAUAAUGUUUUAAUGGAUUAUGACGCUUUAAGAGAUGAAGGUUCUGGUUUAGGUACCGCUGCUGUUAUUGUCAUGAAUAAACAAACCGAUAUGAUUAGAGCCAUUCAAAGAUUCUCUGCUUUCUAUAAACAUGAAUCCUGUGGUCAAUGUACUCCUUGUCGUGAAGGUACUACCUGGUUACAAAAAAUGAUGGAUAGAUUUGUUAAAGGUCAAGCUUCUGAAAAAGAAAUUGAUAUGAUCUUUGAAUUGACCAAAGAAAUCGAAGGUCAUACCAUUUGUGCCUUGGGUGAUGCUGCCGCUUGGCCAGUUCAAGGUUUAAUCAAAUCUUUCAGACCUUUAAUGGUUGAAAGAAUUAACCAAUAUCAUAAUGAACAUGAACCAGUCCAAUAUGGUGGUUGGGUUAAAGGUGGUAAAGUCAAAGAAGGUAAAGUCAUCGACAAUCCAAUUCCUUCUGCCCAUCAUUAA